Rhizopus microsporus ATCC 52813 is the source of this 918-nucleotide messenger RNA. RefSeq lists its product as uncharacterized. NCBI's taxonomy places the organism in Eukaryota, Fungi, Mucoromycota, Mucoromycetes, Mucorales, Rhizopodaceae. Bases 1 to 918 code for a protein of 305 amino acids. The record is from RefSeq and is a predicted model, not a curated record. The transcript is spliced from 3 exons.
AUGUAUACAAAAGAUUCAAGAUAUGGUUAUCCAGAGAUUGAUGACGAGAAUGAUACUACACGAAUCAAUAUAGCCUCGUCUUCUGGGCUACAGAUUCAAGAAUCAUUUCGAGAUGCACAUGUAGAAGACAAUCGACUUGCUUGGUUACUGCUGGUAACUUCGUUCUUUAUUUUAAUAUGGACAGUCAUUCCAGUAGUUACAGACAUGGGAUAUAUCACACCUUGGUUUCCUGGUGACAGUCUCUGGCGUCUGUUUGAUCCAGUGAUCACAUUACCACUUAGUUUGUUUGUCAUGACCCGUGCUGAUGUCAUGAAUACAGGUGGUCCCUUAAGUGAGCGAAGUGUUGCUUGGUUACUGUGGAGUAUAGGGGCAGGUAUCUAUGUACAAGGUCAUGGUAUCCAUUUAGCAGCAGCGAUGUUUAAACAUCCCGUACAAAGUUUUAAUCUAGCGCAUCCUGAACUUGUUGCUCAAUAUCCAGUACUAGAAGAAAUCUAUUCAAACAUGCGAGAUCUUUGGGAACAUGUUAUCGCUCACUAUAUGUAUGCUGGAGGAGCGAUGGUAAUGAGCUGGGUCCAGCUCUUUGUGUAUCGAAAUCAAGUACAUGGACCAUUAUCAAGAGGAACAACAAUCGUGUGGUGUAUCGGAUCUGUGGUUUAUGGUCUCUUGAUUGCUGGUGUAGCCAUUGAGUUUCCUUCAGGAUUGAUCGUAGGCCUGAUAUAUUGUAUUGUUAUUGGUUUAGUUGCAGUGUGUAUGAUGCUAUUCAACAAGAUGAAUCUACCCAAGGGAGGCAUCUUUACAGCUGGUAGGCGUAUGGUGAUCCAGUUCUAUUUAGGAUCAUGUGUUGUUGCAUUUAUCAUCAUUAUCGCAUGGAUAGGCAAAUAUGGUCUAUUGAAUAGAAAAGCCGCUGGCAUUGCUUAA